AAAAAAGAAAAACCAAAACCAACAAAUUUGACAAAGUGUAAACAUUGUAUUCAUAACAGUAUUAUUAACACAUAACCCCCCAAACAUCACUUUGCCAACGCCAUCAUCUGAACUCUCAGCAUUAAUGCCGCCGAUGCCACCAACAAUACCACCACCAUCAACAUUGAGCCAUUUAUUCUGUGUGUUUGUUGCUUCAUACUCAUCACCGCAAAUCACUCUGACAACUGUAAACAUCAACAAAAACAACAACUGCUACUCACCUAACAGCUGUUGAGCUGUUGUUUAUCAACGACAAAAAGAGCGUCCCCCCAACCAAGAAGACUUGGACUUGGCAAAAAAAGCGAGAGUGUUUUUAACACCAUCACCAACAAUUGUUAUUGCUGUUGACAUCAUCAUCGCCAUCAUCCUCGUUCGUCAUUCUUGCAGUGGAGAUAAUACAACAACAAGGGCUACUGACGACGACUACACCCAGUGAAACGACAUUUCUUUACAACCUCGAAUAGCAACACAUUACAUUGUUACAACGCCAGCCGAGAGAAAAGUCAUAGACCCCCCACAUGAACACAGAGAGUAAAGUGAGAAGAGAAAACAAAAAGAAAAAAACCAUCCCCACACACACACACCAUAGAUUUGUGCGUGUGCAUGUUUGAACCGUCUGGCUUGAUUCGUUUAACACAUAACAGCGUCGGUACUGUGUGUCGUGACUCCUUCGGCGGCAGCAACAACUACAACAACCACGACUACCCUUUAACACAUGAAACAAACACACACAAUCGAGUUGUGUACGGUUUUCGUGGUCUUUCCAUUCGUUCGUUAGGUGUUCGUGUGCGUUAGGUCUUUUCCUGUUGUGUGACGUAGUCAGUCAAUCCCCAUUGUUUUGUCCCAAAGAGAGGAAGGGCCAAAUCGUACUGUGUUCUUUUUUUUUUUUUUUUGAUUUGGACUGUGGAGUGUGUUUUGUUAAGUUAGUUGUGAUUUGAAAUUCUUUAACAUGUGGAUUUGUGUGUGAUUGUCUGUCCUUCCGGAUCAGCAUUGAAGACGGAACCUGAAAAAAAAAAAACAUUUAUAUGCCUCCAUCCCAUACUGUGUAUAUGUCUAUGUGUGUAAUCUGUGUGAACAUUUACCAAACGAGACAUCAACACUCAGCUUGAAAGCAAAAUAAGAAGAAAAUCUGCCAACAAAAAAGCAGCAUUUAAGAACUCACUAACCCACAUACAAAAAAGAAACACAAAACAAGCUAAACAGAGAACAACAGAGAAACUGACUGCCACACUCAACCAAGCAGACUGGCAAACCAACAACAAACAGUAGCUACCACACUAGAGGAGGAUAUCAUCAGGCACUUGCUUGCUUGUCAGUUUGGCUGUGUGUGAAAUUGUGCAAAGAAGGAAGUUGAAAUAAACAGAGGAGAGAAACAACAACACGACAAUAUCAAAACAAAGCUACACGCGGUUACAACAUCAUUGGUGUUUCCCAAACGUUUGUGGGCCAAAAGAGUAAAAAAAACUCGAACACACAAGUCAGACGGGCAGACAGACAGACUAAGGCAAAGCGACCUUGGUAAACACAAACAAGAGCCGCCGCCGUCACUACCAUCGCAUCACCACCACCAACCACCACCUGUAAGCCAACAGCUUGUGUGGGUCAUCAAAUAGCAACAACAAGAAGAAAAAGCUUGCGGAUUUCGUUUUUUCUGUCUUUUUGUUUGUAUUCGUAUCUUUAUCCCUCAAAAUGUCCUGCAUCUCUAGUAAUUUCAGCUCAUUCUUCCUGAAUUCCCUCAAUGAUCCAUCGGAAUUUUCAAAAUACCUAAGCAAUGGCGAGUUGAGAUUUUCCUCAUUUGAGGAUUUUCAAGUUUACAACAAUAGUUCGCCACAACAAUACCAGCAACAACAACAGCCCCAGCCACAUUAUCACAUGAAUGGCACAGAUGUGGCUACCGAUGAUAAUAAUUCGAAUUUGGAAAAUACUCAGCCGCAACCUGGACAACAUUAUGCCGGAGGCAGCUAUCAGCAACAACAGCAGCAUCCGCAACAGGCCCAUGCCAGUAUGCAUGCUCCCCAUGGCGUGGGUAAUUCAUCUACACAUCCCUUAAUGCAUCUACAACAACAUCAACAAAGAUGGACUCCCCAUGCCCCAGCAAAUGGGCCACAUCAUGGCGGGGCAGCUACUACCGGCUCGACUGGACAUCAGCAACAGCAACAACACUUUGAUGGUUCCUUUGAAUUUAUGAAGUAUUUACGUCACUCCAACGAAUACAAUGAAACCAAUGCCCAUGACCCAAAUCAGCGCUUGUCCUCCCAUCAUCAUCAUCAGCCACAUAAUGGCAAUGCUUCCAGUGGUGCCGUUGGCGGUCCUGGACCAACAGCCAUUGGCACCAAACCUGAACCAUCCCUAAAUGCCAACAAUUCCAGUCUCAUCGAUUUGGAUACGACACCCCAUAAAGUUUCACGUUCCUCGCGCAAAACUCCCGCCAACAGCAGUAACUCGAACAGCAGCAAUAGCAAUUCGACAAGUAAUCAUCAUCCACCCACACCCAUGGCAGUCGAUGUCUACGAUCAUGAUUCCAAACAUAUGCUGUACGAUAUGCAUCACAUGAAUUCGGCCCACAGUUCCAAUUCCAAUGAAUCUUCCAUGGAGUUAUCCUCGCUGACGUAUCCCAAUUCCCAUUUGAAUGCUUCCAAUUCGAAUACUUCCUCCGAGGGUGGGGGCAACACUCAAGGUCACAGUGACUUUUCUAUGCUGGGUGUUGGUGGUGCCGGCGCAGGCUCCUCCACAACAUCAUCAUCAUCGGGCAAUCCCGAUGCCGCAGCCGCCUCACCUGCGGCGCCCAAACCCUUGGCCACAUUCACCAUUGUUGAGAAUUUCGAAGCGCAUCCCUCGCACAAAGUGGAGGAGGGCAUAUUCCAGCACAUGAACAAAUUGCCAACCAAGAAGAAAGAGAAUCUCAAACAGUUGGGUGUACGUUUUACCGGUCAAAUGACACUCAACGAUAAAUCGAUAAUUGUGGAGAACUUUAUUAAAUUCUGUCAGGAAUAUGAUAUACAAGAUCAUCGACCGUUUCUAUCACUCAAUCAAAGUGGCCUAAAUAAACCUGAUCAAAUAAAAUUUGCCCGCUAUCUUGGACAAGGUUUACCAACGUUUACAUUAUUUUGCAUUUAUAGUAAUUUUAAAAAUUUGUUUUGCACAAAACGUACCGAGAACUACACAAAGGAUGGCUAUAAUUUGCCUUAUAUUUUAGAGAAAACUAAGAGCUUUCUAGCAAACACUGCAGCGGGUACUGACAAUCGAACUGUCCCUAGCACUAGCAACAACAAUAGUAACAGUAACACAGCCACCACCACCAACACAUCCUCCUCGGUGAUGCCCAACUCGGUUGCAGCAGUAGUCGCGGUCAAUUCCAGUAAUGCAACAAAUUCCCCCAUCACCACUUUCAAUACAAAUAAUAGCACCACAAGCACCUCUGUUCCUUCAAACACGAACACCACCACCUCCGCCUCGAAUGACAUCAAUGCAGCAACAACCACGCCAGAGGAGAAGUCAACGUCUCAGCCAACGGAAGCGGCAGUAAAUGCAAACAACGGGGAUUCUACAGUCAACGGUGAAAAUGCCCACGGCAAUUCAAAUGGUCAUGUUCAAGGGAAUGGCAGCGACAUAACACAAACCCCAACCAAACAAACGCCCAUGAAUGUGCCAUCUACGCCAAGGAGUUCGCAUAUGCUGCAUCACAAUCAGCAGCCAGGCCAACAACAAGCGCCAACUGCCCCCACUACUCCCUUGACAGCACUUUCUCAACAACAUCAGCAACAACAACAUUUGGUCAAUCACCAACAACAUCAUAUUUCAAGUCUAUCCCGACCCCAAACACCAAAUACACCAAAUUCUCAACAGCACCACAACCUACCGCAGCAGCAACAAGCAUUGGCCCACAUACACCCACACCAUGUUCAACGCCCCGCAAUGCCUAUGAGCCCCAUGGUUGUGGUUAGCUCUGCCAAUGUAAUUCCCACAUCAGUUAUUGGUUCACCUUUACCUCCCACUAAUGCAGCUAAUCAUCAUCUACAACAUCCUCAUCCACAUCACCCACAGCAGCAGCAUCACCUUCCGCAAGCAGUGCUACAUCAUCAAUCUCCCCAGCUGCACCAUCAACAACAUCAUCCCCAUCAUAUGCAACAACAACAACAGCCGCCAAAUCAUAUGGUCCAUCAUUCGAUUCAAAUGUCCAACCAUCAGCAGCACGUUGUCGUUCAGACCAGUAAUGGGGGUGGUGCUGUUGCCGUAGGUGGCGGGUUUGUCUAUCAACAACAGCCGCAGCAGCAACAAAUGCAAAAACAGCAGCUUCAUCUACAACAACAACAACAGCCCCAGACACAACAUCCUCUGCAACACAUAGCUACUCAAAACCCACCCCAUUAGAACAACAUAAUUAUAAAUCCCCAAAAAUUAUACACCACCCGCAACCCGACUAUUCUCCAACACAAUAACAACAUGCUAGAUUUAUAUUUUAGGUUAAAAUUCAAAAUUUCAAAAUAUACAAACAUAACACACAUA
This is a messenger RNA of Musca domestica (house fly), 4545 nucleotides long. Its product is annotated as dual specificity protein kinase splA. Lineage: Eukaryota; Metazoa; Arthropoda; Insecta; Diptera; Muscidae. Bases 1729 to 4410 code for a protein of 893 amino acids. The record is from RefSeq and is a predicted model, not a curated record. The transcript has 4 exons.